AUGCAUACCAAACGCAGUGCCUUAUGGAGGCUAACCUUGAGUUCAAUCUCCCUCCUUAUUUUCUCCCUGUUUCUCCUCCGUUUCUCGUUUAUCCCAUCCUUCCGAUUAUCCUCUUCAGAUCCUGGUGCAGUUGCCCUGGAUAAUGACUUUUACUACUCCCCUUCUCUUGCUCACGUCUCCAAACGGGAAGACAACCCACCCGCGGAUCCGUAUGAGAAAGCUCUCAGAAAGGGCGAAGCACUCUACUGUGAUAUGAAGGCGACUCAAGCAGCACUUGAGACCAAGAACGGAAAGUCUGCAGAGUCGCCUUCAUAUCUCCAGAAACAUGGCUUAGAGGACUAUGAAGGCUGGAAUAAACUUGCAAACCAAAAUCCAACAUUUGGAGAUCGUUUGAACGAGGCGUUGAAGGGUAUCGGAGCCCCUACCAGCUUGUACCACUAUAACUGGGUGAAUUUUGGAGGGGGUGAUUGGUACUCUGAUCCCGCCGGAUUUCUCGAUGGUUCUCUAGACCUAAACGAAGCUGAAGUGAAAGCAAUCGAGCCUACCGGGGCAAACUUUGCGAGUUCCUUUUCUCUGAACCCUGGCGUCAUCAUUGCCGACCAUAACGUCGGGGUGAAAUAUGCCGCGGAACAAUCACCCCCAAUAGAUAAGGAGAAAACAGCUCUCACCCAUAUACAACAGGACAGAGUCUGCUCUGAAUCGGGCGGGGAUGUCCAAGAUCUUAAAUACAUCAUCCGCGCCCAGAUUGUGAACCGCGCCACACUCAAGAUCGUAUUCCAGGCCAUUCUCAACAAAUAUGAGCGAGACCACAAGAAGAAGUCCCUGGGACCAUGGAAGAAAAGAAUAGUCAUCACCCAUCAAAAGGAUCCCAAGGAGCUUUACGCCAUCCUGGGUAGCCCCAAUGGAUCAGGAGCAGCUUUCAUGUUGAUCAAUCACAAGAAUCGACUUGGAGGGGCAAGAGUUAUUAACAAAGUCGAGGUAUUUGUUCCUGAGGGUAAUUUUGAGGUUACUGGUGCUGAGGUCGGCCGUGAACAAGAGGAAUGGCAUGUCAUGCUUUUGUUUCAUAUCGUUGACGCUUCUCGAGCUUGA
Fusarium musae is the source of this 1089-nucleotide messenger RNA. RefSeq lists its product as uncharacterized. The record is from RefSeq and is a predicted model, not a curated record. NCBI's taxonomy places the organism in Eukaryota, Fungi, Ascomycota, Sordariomycetes, Hypocreales, Nectriaceae. The transcript has 3 exons. The coding region runs from base 1 to 1089 and encodes 362 amino acids.